CGAUACUGGCAAAGUGUACUCAAACCUUGCAGUACUAAUCGGAUCGUUUUGACGUUUCCCGUUUUUUUCUCUCCUGCAGGUAAGGAUGGUUCAAAAGUGACAACGGUUGUGGCUACAGCCGGCCAAGGACCAGACAGACCACAAGAAGUAUCGUACACAGAUACGCGGGUGAUCGGCAAUGGCAGCUUUGGAGUCGUCUUCCAGGCGACGCUCUGUGAUACGGGAGAGCUAGUCGCAAUCAAGAAGGUGUUACAGGAUAAAAGAUUUAAGAACCGUGAAUUACAGAUUAUGCGGAAGCUAGAACACUGUAACAUUGUUAAACUGAAGUUCUUCUUCUACUCCAGUGGCGAAAAGCGGGAAGAUUUCCCCCUCGACAUGGGAAUAUUUGCCAGUGCAUUGCAAUCACAGAAAGAUGAAGUGUAUCUAAACCUAGUGCUCGAAUAUAUUCCAGAAACCGUUUACAAAGUGGCUCGUUAUUAUGCUAAAAAUAAACAAACGAUACCAAUCAAUUUCAUCAGACUAUAUAUGUACCAGCUGUUCAGAAGUCUUGCCUAUAUCCACUCGCUCGGUAUUUGCCAUCGUGAUAUAAAGCCCCAGAAUCUGCUGCUGGAUCCGGAGACGGCCGUGCUGAAACUGUGUGACUUCGGCAGCGCCAAGCAGUUGACACACGGCGAACCGAACGUGUCGUACAUCUGCUCGCGGUACUACCGAGCACCAGAGUUGAUCUUUGGCGCCAUAAACUACACCACUAAAAUUGACGUAUGGAGUGCGGGUUGCGUACUAGCCGAAUUGCUUUUGGGACAACCGAUCUUCCCUGGCGACUCCGGUGUCGACCAGCUCGUAGAAAUCAUCAAAGUCCUCGGAACGCCAACACGCGAACAAAUCAAGGAAAUGAAUCCAAACUACACCGAAUUCAAAUUCCCUCAGAUCAAGAGUCAUCCAUGGCAAAAGGUAAGCGAGGCUACGAAUUAGGAUAGACUCUGUUGC
Messenger RNA from Toxorhynchites rutilus septentrionalis, 987 nucleotides. RefSeq names its product protein kinase shaggy-like. The annotation marks the transcript as partial. NCBI's taxonomy places the organism in Eukaryota, Metazoa, Arthropoda, Insecta, Diptera, Culicidae. Gene Ontology annotation, molecular function: ATP binding; protein serine/threonine kinase activity. Gene Ontology annotation, cellular component: nucleus; axon; cytoplasm. The transcript is spliced from 6 exons. The record is from RefSeq and is a predicted model, not a curated record. Gene Ontology annotation, biological process: signal transduction; protein phosphorylation; negative regulation of canonical Wnt signaling pathway.